AUGAUUUGGUUAUCGAAAGCAAUAUUUAUAGUAGUGUUUACGGCACUAAUACUUGAUGUUGCCGGUAGAAGACACCACCAUACGCACAACGAGGGUAGUUAUGAAGAAAUCGACACUAACGAUGUUUAUGAAUGGUUAUGCAGAAAUAAUCCAUUAGCUGCAUACAUAAACUUCUGCCAGACUACUACAACACCUCACAGCACUAUAGCAUCAACGACAGACGAUACAUCUACAUCAAGUUCUUCUACAACUACAUUCGAAUUAGAAACAACUACUCCUAGUACUGAAGAGACUACCAGCAGUCCAACAUCUCUUGAACGUGCUCAUUGGUGUCAUCUUCUUAAUGGCACAUAUUUACCACUUGGUCAUACAUUCAUGUACACAGCUUGUGCAUUGUGUCAAUGUACAUCAACACGUGCUGUUCUUUGCACUACACUUCGUUGUAUGAAUACAUAUUGUAUUGAUAAUUCUGUACCAAGUGCUAGACCAGGACAAUGUUGUGCACAAUGUUCAUAUGAAGAAAACUCAACUUCAUGCGAAUAUAAUGGUAUCACAUUUCCACAUGGUACAAUCGUCAAAAGUACAAAAAAUAGUGCACGAUGCUGGUGUCAACUAGGAACUAUUGAAUGUCGUAGAUCUGCAGUUUCUAUUUUUGCAGCAUUAGAUUUAUGGGGUAGUGGUACAGCAAUUUAUGUUAUUAUAGUAUUCGUAUUAAUUGUAUUACUUGUUGGUACAUUACUUUGCUGUACUUGCACAGCUUUUUAUUAUUAUUAUUAUCAACGUAAUCAACAUCUUGUGCAACAAGUUUAUGAUCAAUAUUGGAAUAAUGCUGGAUGGCAACCAAUGAGUGAAGAAGGAUAUGUUGAUGGUAAUGUCGAUGAAAAACAAGUAGAAGCUGAACAAAUCCAGCAUGAUAAUGAUUAUCCAACUGGUAAUUCAGAAGAAUAUAUUCCACCACCAUAUGCACUUUACAAUGGUUCUUAUGUAGCUGACGAAAAUGCAAAAGAUCAAAAACAUAUCUGA
This is a messenger RNA of Rotaria sp. Silwood1, 1023 nucleotides long. The record is from the annotation of a GenBank genome assembly. Lineage: Eukaryota; Metazoa; Rotifera; Eurotatoria; Philodinida; Philodinidae.